AUGACGGUUCUGGCCGCUCACGUGCCGACCCGUGCGGCCCGUCCUUCCGCCUGCCUGCAGGCCGCCACCGCUGGCAGCAUCACCUAUGAUCAGCUUCAGAGCAUGACAUACAAGGAGGUGAAGGGGUCGGGGCUGGCCAACCAGUGCCCAAUUCUGGGCCCCUCUGCCGACGACGGCCUGGCCAACAUGCCACCCGGCAGCUACCGCAUGGACAUGUUCUGCAUGGAGCCCAACAGCUUCCAGGUGCACUGCCGGCUGGCAGUCCCGGUGGGUGGCACCAGGUUCGAACCUUCCACCCUGCUCACCCGCAACACCUACUCUCUAGACCAGGCAAGCCCGCCAUGCUGUUGGAGGAUGACCGGGACUGUCAGCGUGGCCAAGGACGGCACGGUCACGCUGGCUGAGGAGGAUGGCUUCGACUUCCAGCCCGUCACAGUGAAGGCGAGUUGUGCCUGGCUGCUCUCCGUGCCUUUCUAUUGCAACAAGGGCCCCUGGGACGGCUUCACCGGCCAGUUUGAUGUGAAUGCCUACCGCGGCGCCACCUUCAUGGACCCCGUGGGCCGCGGUGGAUCCACUGGAUGGGACUAUCAAAAAGGACUUCAGGCUGCCGGCAACCAGACCGAGCUGGACCGCGAGAACUUCAAGCGCGCCGACCCCACCCGCGGCGAGGCCCUGUUUGCCAUCUCCCGCGCUGAUCCCGCCACGGGCGAGGUGGGCGGCGUGUUUGUGACCCGCCAGUUCGGCUCCGACGACAUGGGCUCCAAAGACCCGCCGGAGGUCCAGAUUGAGGGCACUUGGUAUGCCCAGCUCAGCAGCUGA
Molecule: messenger RNA, 819 nt
Organism: Chlorella variabilis
Lineage: Eukaryota; Viridiplantae; Chlorophyta; Trebouxiophyceae; Chlorellales; Chlorellaceae
Exons: 6
Coding region: 1-819 (272 amino acids)
Biological process (GO): photosystem II assembly; photosystem II stabilization
Cellular component (GO): photosystem II oxygen evolving complex
Molecular function (GO): oxygen evolving activity
Source: RefSeq, a predicted model, not a curated record